Alternaria triticimaculans is the source of this 1536-nucleotide messenger RNA. RefSeq lists its product as uncharacterized. Bases 1 to 1536 code for a protein of 511 amino acids. Gene Ontology annotation, cellular component: membrane. Gene Ontology annotation, biological process: carbohydrate transport; transmembrane transport. The record is from RefSeq and is a predicted model, not a curated record. NCBI's taxonomy places the organism in Eukaryota, Fungi, Ascomycota, Dothideomycetes, Pleosporales, Pleosporaceae. Gene Ontology annotation, molecular function: carbohydrate:proton symporter activity. The transcript has 3 exons.
AUGAAAGACGCAGAUAUCGUUGGGCAUGCCAUAGCGGAGGUGCUGCCUCAGACCAACAAGUACUGGUUCCAAAUCCCGCACUUGCGACGCUUGAACCUGAUCUUGUUGGUGCCUCUAUUGUCUUCAGCUGUGGCAGGAUACGAUGGCUCGUUAAUGAAUGGUCUCCAGUCGCUCCCUCAAUGGCAAGAAUACUUCGGCCACCCCACCGGAGCGCUUCUUGGUCUGGUCAACGCAGCACAGUCUGCCGGCUCCGUAGUCGUGCUGCCGUUCGUGGGGAUACUCUCUGAUCGCUACGGCCGACGCAUAGUGUUGUUUAGCGGUCUCAUCGGUGUGAUCAUUGCGACCAUCAUACAAGCGACAGCAACAACAUUGGCGCAAUUCGUUGUAUCACGAGCUGUCGUAGGCGCUGCGGGCAUGUUUGUCGUUCAACCCUCCCCGAUGUUAAUCGCCGAGCUGGCCUAUCCUACGCACCGAGGCAAGUACACAAGUGCUUUCUGGACUAUGUACUACCUCGGUGCUAUCUUGGCUGCGUGGACAACGUUUGGGACUCAGAACCACUCGGGGAAUUGGAGCUGGAGGAUACCGACGAUCUUGCAGGCUGGAUAUCCACUGGUGCAGCUUGCAUUCUUUUGGGCCUUGCCCGAAUCCCCCAGAUGGCUCGUAGCCAAAGAGCGGCAAGAUGAAGCACGACAAACCCUGGCCCGAUACCAUUCUGGCGGUGACGAACACAGCCCGCUAGUUACCCGAGAGAUGAGCGAGAUCGUUUACGCCAUUCGACAAGAGAGUGCAGCCAAAUCGGUACAAUGGAGUGCGCUUGUUGCCACCCCUGGCAACCGGAAGCGGCUCUUCCUCGCCGUGUGCGUCGGAGGAUUUGCACAGUGGAACGGUAUAGGUGUCGUUUCCUACUAUCUCACAUUGGUGUUAAACUCGAUCGGCAUAACGGAUCCAUUUAUGCAGACGCUCAUCAAUGGUCUGUUGCAAAUCUUCAACUUUGCCGCAGCUGUAAGCGCGGCUCUCUUGGUUGACCGACUCGGACGACGAACUCUUUUCCUCUGGAGUGGCAUCGGCAUGCUGAUCUCAUACAUUGUCUGGACGGCAUGCUCGGCGGUCAACAACGAGGACAACAAUAAAGCGGCAGGGUAUGUCGUGGUGGUGUGCCUUUUCGUUUUCUACUUCCACUACGACAUCGCAUAUACGCCGCUAUUGAUGAGCUAUCCGACUGAGAUCUUUACCUACAGUCUCCGAUCGAAGGGUAUCAGCUGCGAACUGCUCUCCAUCUAUGUUUCUUUGGUCAUCCAAGCGUUCGUCAAUCCGGUCGGCAUGGAGAACCUGGGUUGGAAGUACUAUAUAGUCUUCUGCUGUUUGCUGGUGGUCUUCCUCGGUGUCACGUACUUCUUCUUCCCAGAGACGAAGGGUCGGAGCUUGGAGGAGAUUGCUGAGAUCUUUGAUGGCCCUGGAGCGUCGCCUGAUGCAGGUCUUGUGAAAAAGGAAGAAAAGUUCGACAAGCAGCAUAUCGAGGUAGCCGGGGUAUGUUGA